AUGGUCAGCUUUCUGCAGCUCCUCCUAGCGUGGCUUGGAGGGUGUGGCUGUGCAGGCCGCCUCGUGCCUCCCAGCCAGGGAGCCAAGGCCGGAUCCUUCCGGGGAAACCCAUCUCAGCGUUGGGAACGACCUCUGUUCAGGACCCGUCGCAGCUGGGUCUGGAAUCAGUUCUUCGUCAUUGAAGAAUAUUCGGGUCCGGAACCUGUCCUCAUUGGAAGGCUGCACACCGACGUGGAUCGUGGUGAGGGUCGCAUCAAGUAUGUCUUGACUGGAGAAGGGGCAGGCACGGUCUUCGUCAUAGAUGAGAAGACAGGCAACAUCCAUGUCACCAAGACGUUGGACAGAGAGGAGAAGGCUCAGUACACAUUGCUCGCUCAAGCGGUGGAUCGGGCAUCCAACCGGCCUCUGGAACCACCGUCUGAAUUCAUUAUCAAAGUCCAAGACAUCAAUGACAAUCCGCCUGUCUUCCUGCAGGGCCCCUAUCAUGCCACCGUGCCUGAGAUGAGCAAUGUCGGUACGUCCGUGAUCCAGGUGACGGCCCACGAUGCGGAUGAUCCGACCUACGGGAACAGCGCAAAGCUGGUCUAUACGGUACUCGAGGGCUUGCCGUUCUUCUCCGUCGACCCCCAGACGGGUGUGAUUCGGACAGCGACUCCCAAUAUGGACCGGGAAACUCAACAGGAAUUUCUUGUCGUGGUGCAGGCCAAAGACAUGGGAGGCCAUGCUGGUGGACUUUCCGGAAGCACAACUGUUACGGUCACACUUAGUGACGUCAAUGACAACCCUCCCCGCUUCCCACAGAGUUCUUACCAGUUUUCUGUGGUGGAAACAGCACCUCCUGGGUCCGCAGUGGGGAGACUGCGCGCGCAUGAUCCUGACGAAGGGGAGAACGCCCUGCUUGCGUACAGUAUCCUGGAUGGAGAUGGAUCCGAGGCCUUUGCCAUUCACACUGACAUGCUGGGGCAGGAUGGGAUCAUCACUGUGAAAAAGCCUCUGGAUUAUGAAUCCCGCCGCUCUUACACCUUCCGAGUGGAGGCCACCAACACGCUUAUCGACCCCCAGUACAUCCGGAAGGGCCCUUUCAAGGACGUGGCCACCGUCCGCGUGACGGUGGAAGAUGCUGACGAGCCCCCAGCCUUCUCCCGUCCCGAGUAUCAUCUGGCCGUUUAUGAGAACGGCCCUCCGGGGACUCUCGUGGGCAAAGUCUCGGCGGUGGACCUUGAUUCCCCCAGCAGUGUCAUCCGAUACUCCAUCUUGCCGCACACGGACCUGGAGCGCUAUUUCAGCAUCAACCCCCAGGAUGGCACGAUUCUGACCUCGGUGCCUCUUGACCGAGAGGUUUUGCCCUGGCACAAUAUGACCGUCCUGGCAACGGAACUUGACAGCCCCACACGGGGCUCCCAGGUCCAUGUGGCCAUUCAAAUUCUGGAUGUCAAUGAUAACCCACCCCAGUUGGAAGAGAACUACGAGCCUUUUGCCUGUGAUAACGCUGCGCCGGGCCAGCUGGUGCAGCUGAUCCGAGCAGUGGACCAAGAUGAGGACGGCAACACGACCCGUAUCAUCAUCCGUUCCCCACCCGGGGCCAGAGAACCAAACGUCACCGUGCGGGAUAAUAAGGACAAUUCGGCCUCCUUGCUGCUCCGGGCUGCCCGUCUGCCUGCGCAAGGCGGAUCUCUGCUUGUGCCCCUGGAACUAGUGGAUGGUGGUUCCCCCACUCGCACGGGCUCCCCGACCCUCACAGUGAGCAUCUGCCGGUGUCGGCGAGACGGGGCCAUGCAGGCUUGUGGGCCCGAGGCCCUUGGAUCUCCUGCUGGCCUCAGCACCGGUGCUCUGCUUGCCAUCCUCGCCUGCGUGGGCACUCUGCUGGCCCUGGUGCUGCUCUUUGUCGCCCUCCGGAGGCAAAAGCAGGCUGCUCUGCUGCCCUUCGAGGAAGAAGAUGUCCGUGAGAACAUCAUCACUUACGACGAUGAGGGUGGUGGGGAAGAAGACACCGAGGCCUUCGACAUGGCCGCCCUGCAGAACCCCGACGCCGCCCCGCCACCCUCCCAGCAACGGCGCCUUCUCCGGCGGGACGUCCUGCCCCGUCCACACUUUCCGCCGUCCCUGUCCACCCGGGUGCCCCCACAGCCCCACGACGUGGCCAGCUUCCUGGCCGCCCGCUUGAGCGAGGUGGACGCCGAUCCUUCUGUGCCCCCUUAUGACUCCAUCCAAGUGUAUGGGUACGAAGGUCAGGGCUCCUCUGCCGGUUCUCUCAGCUCCCCGGGCUCUUCCUGCGCUGGCGACAGCGAUGCUGGGGGCUAUGAGUACCUGGAAGAAUGGGGGCCACUCUUCCGAACGCUGGCUGAGCUGUAUGGUGCCCCAGAGGGUCCGCCUCCGACCUGAGCCAUCUCGGGCCCGAUGCCUCCGCGGAAGAGUGUGAAUCUCUAUUCCCUUUCUCUGUUUUGAGUUGCUUGUUCUCCGUUCUGUCCAGCAGCUUCCUCGUCCUCAGUUGGAAUUUGUCCUUGAAAAGCUGCAUCACCUCAUGGACUCCCAAAUCCUUCCUGUCUACCUGCGAUUGCUUUGGUGUGUCUGUCUCUCACAAAUGUUUUUCCUUCCAUUUCUUUUGGUUGUAUAUCCUAUUUUUUUUCCUUUUUUUUUUGGAGCAUUAUGCAGGCUCUUGGUUCUCAUCCCCCUCUGUCCACUCUGCACUUUAGCCUUGUUUACUUGUCUUCUCCUCCUCCUUUCCAUUUCCUUGUUUUUUUUUUUUCCCCUCCUCAUUCAAAGGUGCUUCGUCUCUGCUAUUUUUUUUGACCGUUCUGUUCCGUUUGCAAGGUUCUCUUUUAAUUUUACAUGAUUUGUGCUGUUUUUCUUACGUUACUUCCCCCCUCCCCACAAUUCCUAUAUAAAAUACUCUAUGCAUUCAUCUUCCCCCCAAAUCCCUUGGCUCCA
This is a messenger RNA of Python bivittatus (Burmese python), 2928 nucleotides long. RefSeq names its product cadherin 24 (gene CDH24). Gene Ontology annotation, cellular component: adherens junction; plasma membrane; catenin complex. The record is from RefSeq and is a predicted model, not a curated record. Gene Ontology annotation, biological process: cell-cell adhesion mediated by cadherin; multicellular organism development; calcium-dependent cell-cell adhesion. NCBI's taxonomy places the organism in Eukaryota, Metazoa, Chordata, Lepidosauria, Squamata, Pythonidae. Gene Ontology annotation, molecular function: beta-catenin binding; cadherin binding; calcium ion binding.